Messenger RNA from Dicrocoelium dendriticum, 1336 nucleotides. The record is from the annotation of a GenBank genome assembly. NCBI's taxonomy places the organism in Eukaryota, Metazoa, Platyhelminthes, Trematoda, Plagiorchiida, Dicrocoeliidae.
ACUGUGAAUUCGCGGUAUAAAGUGUUACCAUGAUCGUCCACUAAAUCACUGUUACUGUGCCAUGGCUUUGGCCACAAAGAGUCCUGCCGACAGCAAGACACUACUGGCGAAAUAUUAUAGUUUGCCUCAACCGCAGGAUAAGAUUCAGCUCAUGUAUGUUUGGAUCGAUGGAACCGGGGAAAAUUUGCGCUGCAAAACCAUGACUGUGAACAAGGAGCCUGUUUCAGCUGAAGACUGCCGAAUCUGGAAUUUUGACGGAAGCAGUACGGGACAGGCUGAAGGCUCCAACUCUGACGUUUACCUGAAGCCUUGUGCCUUAUUCCGCGACCCUUUCCGAGGAGGAAAGAACAAAUUGGUCCUUUGUGAGACUUUCACAUACGAUAUGCAACCGCAUGCAACAAACCACCGGCAUCGUUGCAGAGAAGUGAUGGAGAUGGCCAAAGAGCAGGAACCAUGGUUUGGUAUUGAACAAGAAUACGCCAUGCUAGAUACAGACGGCUACCCUCUCCAAUGGCCAAAGAACGGUUUUCCAUCACCACAAGGCCCGUAUUAUUGCUCUGUUGGGGCUGAUAAAGCACUAGGCAGGGAUGUGAUGGAGGCUCACUAUCGCGCUUGUCUCUACGCUGGUGUCGAAAUCUGUGGAACUAACGCCGAAGUUAUGCCAUCUCAGUGGGAGUUCCAAAUUGGCCCUUGUGCGGGUGUGUCUGCUGGCGAUCAUUUGUGGAUAGCGCGCUUCAUUCUGCAUCGCGUCGCAGAGGAUUUCGGUGUCGUCAUCACCUUUGACCCGAAACCGAUGGCCGGGGAUUGGAACGGAUCAGGUGCACACACCAACUUCUCAACGGUGGCCAUGCGUUCACCAAAAAUUGGUUUAGAGGCAAUCGAAACCGCUGUGCACAAGCUUUCGCUCAAACAUGUUGAGCAUAUUAGCGUCUACGACCCCAAACAAGGAGCGGACAACAGUCGGCGCCUGACGGGGGCCCACGAAACCAGCAGCAUUCACGGAUUUUCCUCAGGUGUGGCCAACCGUGGAAGCAGCAUCCGCAUACCACGACAGGUAGCCGAGGAUGGAUGUGGAUACCUGGAGGACCGCCGACCCUCGGCAAACUGCGAUCCAUACAGGGUGACAUGUAUUUUAGUGGAGACCACAUGUUUAUGACAUUGUCAUGUUGUGUAAACAAUAGUGCACCUUUCCGUACAGUAGUGCAAUUGCUCUGACGUUCGGAGCGCCAUUGGCGCAUUGCCAGUGCGGUCUACUGUUACGUGACUUUCGGAAUAUUUGUAUACUCAUCUCGCAAAUGUUGUUGCGGAGCACAUCUUGAUAAAAAAUUAGUAAAGU